AUGAGUUUCUAUCACAACUAAAGUGGCAGAAGGAUAGGCUUUUUAAAAACAUACUUCACAACAGAUGAAUUAUCUAUAUUAAAACAAGUUUAUGUUGAAGAUUUAUUACUCUAUGAUACACUCUUGCAGGAUUUGAACGAUUUGAAUUCAUAUCUUAAGUUUUAUCCAGGAAUUGGUAAUAUUUUUAACAAAGUUGCUUUAGACCCUUAAAUUCUUGAAUUUAUUGCUAAGAAACUUGCUUUAAUGGACAAAAGUGAGAUUCCAAUAAUUUUGAUGAACCCUCAUUAUGAUGAUGAGAAUUCCCCUAUAGAUGUUGCUUGUAGAUAAAAUCAAUUAAAAAGUUUAAAAAUUCUACUAGAACUUAUCACCAAUUAUUAGAAUGAUCAUGGAUUCAAUUAUUUGAUUGACAAUAAUCUAGUCUACUUUAUUGAAAAAGGUCUUGAAUUGUCAGAAUAUUUCGAGAGUACUUUGUCAAUAUUUUAGUUAAAAAGAGAAUAAUUAACUCAAGAGCAAUAGGACUCUAAGGAUUGUAUAUAGAGUCUGAAUGAAUUAUCUAUUACUAAAAAUGUCAAAAAAAAUGAUAAGAUAAUUCAAUUUAAUUAGUAAAAAAAAUAAUCUGAGAGUCAAACCUCUAUUGAAUACUACCUUAUUAAUCUGCCUAAGACUCUUUAAAAAUUGGAUCUCAUUAAAGCUCUUAGUAUUUCUUAAAAACUUGAGUACUUUGACAAUCUCACUAUUUAAACAAUCAUUAAAUUUAAAUGGAAAUAAUAUACCUGA
Molecule: messenger RNA, 777 nt
Organism: Stylonychia lemnae
Lineage: Eukaryota; Ciliophora; Spirotrichea; Sporadotrichida; Oxytrichidae
Source: the annotation of a GenBank genome assembly